Molecule: messenger RNA, 790 nt
Organism: Trichomonas vaginalis G3
Lineage: Eukaryota; Parabasalia; Trichomonadida; Trichomonadidae
Product: organellar and viral DNA polymerase type B
Exons: 1
Source: RefSeq, a predicted model, not a curated record
AUGUAUCGGAAGUUGUCUAAGUUAGAACACUCGGAAAUAAAACAACUUCUUACAGAAGCUAAUAUAGAUGUUGCAAAGCAUUACGCAACAAACAAAAAAUCACUCGCUGACAUCCUCAAUGACUAUAAUGGUGCAAUAAGUUAUGAUAGAAUUCAUGAGUUCAUAAAGCCGCAACGCGGCGAGGACGAAGUCCAUGCAAGAGCAUUUCCUUUAAAUGACGUUGCUAUUGACUUAUAUCAUAGACGUUCAGUACCUCAUGAAGUAAGAAGAGAAAUGUUUGACAUAACAAAUGCAAACGUUGGUGAAACAAGAAGAAGAGACGACACACUGAAACAACAGAGAAGAGAGAUGUUUAAAAGCGCUAUAGAACAAGUUCGCAAAGCUAACGAUGUCAUUCGUUCCAUUGACGACAAACCAAAAGAAGGUGAGAGAUGGUUAAAGAAAGAUGAAGAGAAUAGGAAGAGAAAUGUGAAGUCAGGCAAUAGACUCAUUGACUUUAACAUCGAAGCUUUAGAUGAACCAAACAGAGACUACUUACACAAACAUUUCGGUAAGGUUUUCAUGAGACUCUUAGAGAAGAUUAAAAUAAACUCACAACAGAGAUGGAUGGUAUGUUAUAAACUUGGUGGAAAGUAUGAAUGUUCUACGUUAAACCUCAAUAAUAUUGGAACAUUACUACAUCAGCUCUUGAAGGAGAACUUUAUAUCAGAGAUAGAAGCAAAUGCUGCAGGUAUUGUUGAAAUGCACUAUGACUUCUUCUUGACAAACAUAAAGAAUCUUACUGAAAUAA